AUGGCAGCGAGGCAGCUGGAGAAUCUAUCCCAUAAUUCGAUUGGACUUUGUGAGGAAUUGAACAGUGCCGUACUGAUUGAUAACCUUCAACUCAUUCUACGACGUAUCGCAGAUGCAUCAAAAAAAGCAGAACAAAGUCCAUAUUGGCGUGGACAAAAACCGUCGCUGGUAGCUGUUUCGAAAACGAAAUCCGCCUCGCUGAUUCAGUGUUGCUACGAUGCGGGACAAAUGAAAUUUGGCGAGAAUUAUAUUCAGGAACUUGUGGAUAAAGCGAAAGUAUUGAAAUCAAAGUGUCCAAAUAUACAGUGGCAUUUUAUCGGUACAAUUCAAUCAAAUAAGGUGCUGUUUUUUUUGAAAAUUUCCAAUUUAAAAAAAAUGGAAAAAAGCCAACAGUCAAUUCAGGAUCACUGGUGUAAUGAGGAUGCAUUGAACAAGAAACAUUCCUCCAUAUUGGAAAAAGAGAUUGCAAAACAUAACCGGACACUGAAGGUUCUAAUACAAGUUAAUACGAGUAAGGAAAAGCAGAAAGGAGGAAUAACGCCCGAAAUGGCAGUGGAAUUGGCUGAGUUUAUUCGGGUAAACUGUCCAUCACUGGAAUUCGGUGGUUUUAUGACAAUUGGUUCUUUUGCGCAUAGUGUGUCGGAAAUCUCCAACAGAGAUUUCAUAGAGCUUUUCGAAGUACGAAAAACGUUUUGCGAACUCACAAAAGAAAAUGAAGAAGAUUUUGAACUUUCGAUGGGAAUGUCAGACGAUUUUGAAGCAGCAAUAAUGUUGGGCAGUACAUCGGUACGUGUUGGUAACGCCAUAUUUGGACCUCGUUUGCUGAAACGAUAG
This is a messenger RNA of Acanthocheilonema viteae, 834 nucleotides long. NCBI's taxonomy places the organism in Eukaryota, Metazoa, Nematoda, Chromadorea, Rhabditida, Onchocercidae. The record is from the annotation of a GenBank genome assembly.